Budorcas taxicolor (takin) is the source of this 339-nucleotide messenger RNA. RefSeq names its product eotaxin. Gene Ontology annotation, molecular function: CCR chemokine receptor binding; chemokine activity. The transcript is spliced from 3 exons. Gene Ontology annotation, biological process: G protein-coupled receptor signaling pathway; positive regulation of ERK1 and ERK2 cascade; neutrophil chemotaxis. Gene Ontology annotation, cellular component: extracellular region. The record is from RefSeq and is a predicted model, not a curated record. NCBI's taxonomy places the organism in Eukaryota, Metazoa, Chordata, Mammalia, Artiodactyla, Bovidae. The coding region runs from base 46 to 339 and encodes 97 amino acids.
GAACCGGCAGCUCUCAGGCUGAAGCUGGCGACCUCGCCCCUCGACAUGAAAGUCUCUGCAGUGCUCCUGUGUCUGCUGUUCACAGCCGCCCUCUGCAGCAUCCAGGUGUUGGCUCAGCCAGCUUCUAUUCCAACCAUCUGCUGCUUUAAUGUGUCCAGAAAGAAGAUCUCCGUUCAGCGACUGCAGAGCUACAGAAAAGUCACGGGCAGCAAAUGUCCUCAGAAAGCUGUGAUAUUCAACACCAAACAGAACAAGAAAAUCUGUGUUGAUCCCCAGGAGAAGUGGGUCCAGAAUGCCGUGGAGUACCUGAACCAAAAAUUCCAAACUUUAAAGUCAUAA